AUGGUCUCUCAGUUGAUUGGCACAGUUCUCAAAUACCUGGUGGUUGCUGCACUUGUUGCUUCAGUGAUUGCUAACUGUGUCUUGAUAUGGCUCAACACCGUGCGCACGCCAGUGUGCCCCGCUCAGCACGCAAACCCAAUCCAAUCUGCAGAUCACAAUGAAGGCAGUGAUGUCUUUGCGGAUCUCUCAGUGGAAGAGCAUCUUCAAGUGCGUGACUACAUGUCCAAGAUCCCAGGAAUGAAUAUAUCGUUUGGGCCAUCUUCUACGCCUACGACAGAUUACUUGUACCUGAUUGACCUCUCUCUUCCAAAGAAACAUGAGGUUUUGCAUUUUCUUGAUAACAGUGGGCCAAAGCCAGCAAGAGAGGCAACUGCGGUAGUUUUUCAUGGCGGCAAGAACACUAUAAAGGAAUAUGUUGUGGGUCCUCUUCCUCACCCAACCUACCACCAUGAUGUUACGUUUGAGAGAUACAAGAUGGAGAUCCCUUUGACUGCUCGCCCCAUGCACAUUGCUGAGCGUGCACAUCUACAAGUGUUCCUCCAGCGUGCUCUUAAACCUGUCAGUACACUGCUGUAUGAAAGUUUUGGCAUGGAUACACCUGUAUUCCAUGCAUACAAUGAAAACAUGCCUAGAGGUACCAAGUCUGGGGACAGACAGACGUGGAUUAGUAUUUGUCGAGAUGAAGAGGGUUUCUUCAUCCAUCCAGUCGGAUUUGUGCUCUUAAUAAACCACAAAAGCACUGAUCCUUUGGCUUGGAGUGUAGAUAAUGUUCUUUAUAAUGGUCAGUACUUUGACAACCUGACACAACUGAUGAACCAUUAUGAAGCGGGAACUAUAGAAAAAAUAAUCUACAAACCAAUUCCAAAUUAUGCAUCGCUCAAACCCAAACAGAAGCCCACAGGUGUCGGACCUCAGCAGUUUUACAUGCAAGGCAAACGAUUCAGUAUAAAGAACAAUCACAUUGUCUACCUUGACUGGAGCUUUACCUUUGGACUAAGUGUUCUUUCCGGAAUGAGAGUUUUUGAUGUUCGUUUUGAAGGUGACAGGAUCAUAUAUGAGCUAAGUGUCCAAGAGGCUAUGUCAGUUUAUGGGUCUGCCAACCCAAAUCUCAUCCUCACCAAGUUCUUGGAUAGAAGCAUGGGUAUUGGUCAGCAUGCCUAUGAGUUGGUCAGGGGCAUUGACUGUCCUUAUUCAGCCACCUAUAUUGACACUUUUCACUUUGUAGACACUGGUGUUCCCUGUCAACGCAGGAACUCCAUUUGCGUGUUUGAGCAUGACACAGGCCGCCCUUUAAGAAGGCACUUUGGCAGCAUUAACAUGUACAGCUACGGACUAUCUAACAGUGCAUUAGUUUUCCGGACAGUCACUACUAUUGGAAACUAUGACUAUCUGUGGGAUUUCAUCUUCUAUCAAAGUGGCUCGGUAGAGGCACAGGUUCAUGCCAGCGGUUACAUCGCCUCAUUAUUCAAUUUGAAAAAAAAAUUUCCAUACGGUGCUCAGGUGGCAGAAAAUGUCACUGGAAAUAUACACACCCAUUUCCUCAACUUCAAAGUGGACCUUGACAUCUUAGAAUACAGAAGAGCAUGUCUAAACAUGUGGAACCUUGAAGCAGUUGAAGACCACACUGAGGCGGCUCUGCGUCAUAACACCAAGACUCCUCUUUACCUCCACAUCGCCAGUAACCAAACCAACCGCUGGGGUCACCAGCACUCCUACAGGCUGCAGGUGUACAGCUUUGCCGGGGACCAUCUCCCUGAGAACCAGCCUGAGGAGAAGGCCAUGUCCUGGGCCAGAUAUAAAGUUGCUGUCACGAAGUACAAGGACUUGGAGCGAAGCUCCGGCAGUUUGUACAAUCAGCACGACAUGUGGACUCCGGCCAUCGACUUUAGCAAGUACACUGAAGAUGAUGAAAGCAUUGAAAAUGAGGUCGAGGCCUGGGUGACUGCUGGUUUCCUCCAUAUUCCUAACUCAGAGGAUAUCCCCAAUACUGUAACCAUGGGCAACGGCGGUGGGGUCCUCCUGCAGCCACACAACUACUUUGACGAGGACCCGUCGAUCCACUCGGUUGAUGGUGUUUACCUCAGACCAGGUACUGAGGGGAGCUGUGACAACAACAGGAUGGCCUGCCUUGUUCAAGAGAAGUGCACCCCUAUGCUGGAACCCUUCACCUACCACAGCUUUGAGGAAAACUAUGUCAGGGAGUUGUGA
Molecule: messenger RNA, 2208 nt
Organism: Thalassophryne amazonica
Lineage: Eukaryota; Metazoa; Chordata; Actinopteri; Batrachoidiformes; Batrachoididae
Product: primary amine oxidase, liver isozyme-like
Exons: 5
Coding region: 1-2208 (735 amino acids)
Biological process (GO): amine metabolic process
Cellular component (GO): plasma membrane
Molecular function (GO): quinone binding; copper ion binding; primary methylamine oxidase activity
Source: RefSeq, a predicted model, not a curated record